GACGGCAAUACGGGUGGCAAAAUACCAUAUUCGGGUAAUAACUUCCAAAAUAAAACCAUUUGUUUCUUGUAAUUUGCUUAGUGGACUUGUUAUCGGGCCGGCCUCGAUCUCCUCAGUUUCGCGAAGGGAACCGAGUAUUUUGUACCAAUUCAAUCCCUGUCCCAGCCGCGCCGGAGUGACGUCUCAGCUCUCCUAACCACCACUCUUCCAUCCCUCCAAUCUCGUGAUAUCAGUGAGGGCUGGACAGACUUCAGCAAUCAGCCCUCCGCCAACCACCCCCACCUCCACCUCGUACCACGCGGAACGAUCGACCCAAAUGUCACAAUGGGCAACUCUCCCAGCCGUAUAACGGCCCAAGACCAAGCAAUCCUCGACCUCAAAACGCAGCGCGACCGUCUACACCAGUACCAACGGCGCAUCACGCACCUGACCGACCGCGAGACCCAAGCCGCGCGGCAGCUGCUAGCCAAGGGCGACAAGGCCCGGGCGCUGCUGGCGCUGCGGCGCAAGAAGUACCAGGAGUCGCUGCUGGGCAAGACGGACGCGCAGCUGGAGCAGCUGGAGCGGCUGACGUCGUCGGUCGAGUUCGCGCUCAUCCAGAAGGACGUGCUGUUCGGCCUGCAGCAGGGCACCAAGGUGCUCAAGGAGAUCCACAGCGAGAUGGGCGGGAUCGAGAACGUGGAGAAGCUGAUGGGCGAGACGGAGGAGGCGAUUGCUUACCAGCGGGAAGUCAGCGAGGUUAUCGCGGGUAGGAUAUCCGUGCAGGACGAAGAGGAGGUCGAAGAUGAGCUUGCAGCGCUCGAGGCCGAGGUAGCCAAGAAGGAGGGAACGCAGCGGUUGCCAAGCGUCCCGGAUACCCAGCUCCCGGCGCAGAAUAUUCGGGAGGAAAGGCAGGCUGAGCAGCCGGCACAGAGCGCGCAGACGGAGAGACAGGCGAUGUUGGCUUGAUAAACGGGGAAGAGGAGUUCGGGGGUAAAGGAUUGGAUGCAUGUACGGCGCUCAGGGCUUAUAUACUCGUUUGAUGGUCAACGAGUUUUGGUUAUACCUACUCAUGCUGGAGCUGGUUGGCGAUGCUCAUCUGCCAUGGUUG
Messenger RNA from Chaetomium fimeti, 1090 nucleotides. Its product is annotated as Snf7 family. The record is from RefSeq and is a predicted model, not a curated record. Gene Ontology annotation, biological process: late endosome to vacuole transport via multivesicular body sorting pathway; vesicle budding from membrane. NCBI's taxonomy places the organism in Eukaryota, Fungi, Ascomycota, Sordariomycetes, Sordariales, Chaetomiaceae. The transcript is spliced from 3 exons. The coding region runs from base 325 to 948 and encodes 207 amino acids. Gene Ontology annotation, cellular component: multivesicular body; ESCRT III complex.